Messenger RNA from Acanthisitta chloris (rifleman), 2271 nucleotides. RefSeq names its product DEAD (Asp-Glu-Ala-Asp) box helicase 42 (gene DDX42). Lineage: Eukaryota; Metazoa; Chordata; Aves; Passeriformes; Acanthisittidae. The transcript has 14 exons. The record is from RefSeq and is a predicted model, not a curated record. The annotation marks the transcript as partial. Gene Ontology annotation, molecular function: ATP binding; RNA binding; RNA helicase activity.
GAAGCCUAUUUUCGCUACAUGGCUGAGAAUCCAACUGCUGGGGUGGUCCAGGAGGAGGAGGAGGAUAACCUGGAGUAUGACAGUGAUGGGAAUCCAAUUGCACCCUCCAAAAAAAUCAUUGAUCCUCUUCCACCUAUUGACCACUCAGAGAUUGAAUAUCCACCAUUUGAGAAAAAUUUCUACGAUGAGCACGAGGAGAUCACCAGCCUCACCCCACAGCAAGUGGUGGAGUUACGGCAUAAGCUCAAUCUCCGGGUGUCUGGUGCUGCUCCUCCAAGACCUGGCAGUAGUUUUGCUCAUUUUGGGUUUGAUGAACAACUUAUGCAUCAAAUUAGGAAGUCAGAGUAUACCCAACCCACUCCAAUCCAGUGUCAGGGUGUUCCAGUUGCACUGAGUGGCAGAGAUAUGAUUGGGAUAGCUAAGACUGGAAGUGGGAAAACAGCAGCUUUCAUCUGGCCAAUGCUGAUUCACAUCAUGGAUCAGAAGGAGCUGGAGCCAGGGGAUGGUCCCAUUGCAGUGAUUGUCUGCCCCACGAGAGAGCUUUGCCAGCAGAUCCAUUCGGAGUGCAAACGCUUUGGUAAGGCCUAUAACCUGCGCUCGGUGGCCGUGUACGGAGGAGGGAGCAUGUGGGAGCAAGCCAAGGCCCUGCAGGAGGGGGCAGAGAUAGUUGUCUGCACACCAGGUCGUUUGAUUGAUCAUGUGAAAAAGAAAGCUACAAACCUUCAGAGAGUCACUUACCUGGUGUUUGAUGAAGCUGACAGGAUGUUUGACAUGGGUUUUGAGUAUCAGGUCAGAUCAAUCGCAAGCCACGUACGUCCUGACAGACAGACUCUCUUGUUCAGUGCCACGUUCCGUAAGAAGAUUGAGAAACUGGCGCGGGAUAUCCUGAUCGACCCAAUCCGAGUGGUGCAGGGAGACAUUGGAGAGGCAAACGAAGAUGUGACUCAGAUUGUGGAGAUCUUCCCCUCUGGCCCCAGCAAAUGGAACUGGCUGACCCGGCGCCUCGUGGAGUUCACCUCAUCUGGGAGUGUUCUGCUCUUCGUCACCAAGAAGGCCAAUGCAGAAGAGUUGGCCAAUAACCUCAAGCAGGAGGAUCAUAACCUGGGGCUGCUCCAUGGGGACAUGGACCAGAGUGAGAGGAAUAAAGUCAUUUCAGAAUUUAAGAAGAAGGGGAUCCCCAUACUGGUAGCUACUGAUGUGGCAGCUCGAGGGUUGGACAUCCCUUCCAUAAAGACAGUCAUCAACUACGACGUGGCUCGGGACAUCGACACCCACACCCACCGGAUCGGCCGCACGGGCAGGGCGGGCGAGAAGGGAGUUGCCUACACUCUGCUCACUCCCAAGGACAGCAACUUUGCUGGAGACCUGGUCAGGAACCUGGAAGGUGCCAAUCAGCAUGUCUCCAAAGAGCUGUUGGAUCUGGCAAUGCAGAAUCCAUGGUUCAGGAAAUCUCGUUUCAAAGGAGGGAAAGGCAAAAAGCUGAAUAUUGGUGGUGGUGGAUUGGGAUACCGCGAACGCCCUGGGCUGGGCUCGGAGAAUUCUGACCGUGGAAACAACAACAGUGUGAUGAGCAACUAUGAGGCCUACAAACCAUCCACAGGGGCCAUGGGGGACAGGCUGACAGCAAUGAAAGCAGCUUUCCAGUCCCAGUACAAGAGCCACUUUGUUGCUGCAAGUUUAAACAACCAAAAGACUGGGAGCUCUGCUGCUGGUGCCAGUGGCUGGACCAGUGCUGGGAGCCUGAACUCUGUCCCAACAAGUUCAGCACAGCAAAAUGCUGCAAACUCCAACAGCCCCACUGGGGCCACCAAGGGCGUUCCGGGUUUCACCAGCACAGGGACCUUGAGCAGCAUUCCCACCUUCCCAAGCGUGGGAGCACAGGGCUUCAACAGCACUAACACCAGCACCAACAGUCGAGAAGGUGGUGGUAGUGGUGGUGGUGGUCUUGGUGGCAUCGUCAGGGAACGAUACAACGACAACCGCAACAGUCGUCACAACGAGAUCCCGCGGCGUGGAGAGCUUGGAGGUGGUCGCUACAAUGACCUGCAGCGCCACGGGGAAAGUGUUGGUGGCCGCCACAGUGACCCUUACCGCGACAGCCACCGCCACGGGGACAUGGGCACAGGGAACCGCAACAACGGCGACAGCAGGAACAGCACCGAGAGCAGGAACGGGGACAACAGGAAGGAUGUCACCAGCCGAGACAACAAGACAGAUGGGUUUGCUGUCCCAGAGCCCCCAAAGCGCAAGAAGAGCCGAUGGGACAGUUAA